AAAAGUCAAAACGUUGAGCAUGGCCCGAGCUCACUCGCGUUCGUGAGAGGCGCGCCCGACACACGCGCCCACCCGCAAAUCCCACACAGCAGCACCCACACACAAAUGGAGCAACCCGCCGCGCCGAACGCGGCGGGCGGCGCGGAGACGCGCUCGUCCAGCGCGCAGAAGAAGGAGAUCUACACGCACGACGCCGACUGGACCAUCUAUGCGAUGGCCUGGUCGCAGCGCGACGAGCCGGAGCGGGGCUUCCGCCUCGCGCUCGGGUCGUUCGUCGAGGAGUACGCGAACCGCGUGUCCAUCGUCCAGCGCCGCGACGCCUACGAGAAGUGCGUCGGCACGGGCGUCGGCCGCGACCGCACGGCCGCCGCCCUCCAGCGCGCGCACAACCCCGGCAAGGCCGCGGACAGCGAGGCGGCCUUCGUCACCGUGGGCGAGUUCGAGCACCCCUACCCCGCGACGAAGAUCAUGUGGUCGCCGGACCGGACGAGCCGGCGGGACCUGCUCGCGACGACGGGCGACUACCUCCGCGUGUGGUCCGUGCCGGACCAGCGCGAGGCGAGCGACGCCGAGAGCGCGUCGUCCGUGGAGAUGGUGGCGCUGCUGAACAACAACAAGAACUCGGAGUACUGCGCGCCGUUGACGUCCUUCGACUGGAACGACACGGAGCCGAGCCUCGUCGGCACGUCGUCGAUCGAUACGACGUGCACGAUCUGGGACCUGAGCGUGCCCGCGGUGAAGACGCAGCUCAUCGCCCACGACAAGGAGGUCUACGACAUCGCCUUCGCCCGGGGCAAGGACAUCUUCGCGUCCGUGGGCGCCGACGGGUCCGUGCGGCUCUUCGACCUCCGGACGCUCGAGCACAGCACGAUCAUCUACGAGACGUCGAGCCUCCGGCCGCUGCUGCGCCUCGCCUGGAACAAGCAGGACCCCAACUACCUCGCGGCCAUCCUCGCCGACGACCCGCGCACGGUCAUCCUCGACGUCCGCGUGCCGUCGAUCCCCGUCGCGGAGCUCGGCGCGCACCAGGCGUGCGUCAACUCCAUCGCCUGGGCGCCCCACAGCUCCUGCCACCUCUGCACCUGCUCCGACGACAACCAGGCGCUCAUCUGGGACCUCACGGCCAUGCCCAAGCCCAUCGACGACCCCAUCCUCGCCUACACGGCCGACGCGGAGGUGAACCAGCUCCAGUGGUCCACGGCGCACCACGAGUGGGUCGCCAUCGCCUACAACACGACCAUGCAGAUGCUCCACGUCUGAGGCGCCCCCCUGAGUCCCGCGCGGAUUAGUGUGGUUCCCGUG
This is a messenger RNA of Aureococcus anophagefferens, 1302 nucleotides long. RefSeq lists its product as hypothetical. Gene Ontology annotation, cellular component: nucleus. Bases 106 to 1260 code for a protein of 384 amino acids. Lineage: Eukaryota; Pelagophyceae; Pelagomonadales; Pelagomonadaceae. The record is from RefSeq and is a predicted model, not a curated record. The transcript has 3 exons. Gene Ontology annotation, molecular function: protein binding.